This is a messenger RNA of Lutra lutra (Eurasian river otter), 2035 nucleotides long. It is a transcript of the gene PELI3, whose product is annotated as pellino E3 ubiquitin protein ligase family member 3. The transcript has 8 exons. Gene Ontology annotation, biological process: protein K63-linked ubiquitination; regulation of Toll signaling pathway. The record is from RefSeq and is a predicted model, not a curated record. Bases 188 to 1597 code for a protein of 469 amino acids. NCBI's taxonomy places the organism in Eukaryota, Metazoa, Chordata, Mammalia, Carnivora, Mustelidae. Gene Ontology annotation, molecular function: protein binding; ubiquitin protein ligase activity.
GGGCAUCGGGAUAGGGGGCGGAGUGUGGCGGUUCGCGUUCGCCCCCUCCCCCGGCCCCGGGUGUCCCCGUGACGAGGCAGCGCGGAGCCGCCGCGGGCCGGGCCCAUCCCGCCGCAGCGGCCCCGGGGCCGAGCAGGGGCGAGGCGCGAAGGGAGAGGCGCCGAGCGGGACCGGGAGCGCGGCCAGAAUGGUGCUAGAAGGAAACCCUGAAGUGGGGUCUCCCCGAGCCUCAGACCUCCGGCAUCCAGGGACCCAGGGCUCUUGUGUCCUCUCUUCUCCUGGUGAAGAUGCACAGCCAGGCGAGGAGCCCAUCAAAUAUGGCGAACUCAUCGUCCUGGGAUGCUGUGAGGAAGGAGGUGAGGAAACCGAGGCUCAGAGAGGGGAAGUGACUGGUCCAAGGGCACACAGCUGCUACAACGGGUGUCUGGCAAGUGGGGACAAGGGCCGCCGGAGAAGCCGCCUGGCGCUGAGCCGCCGGCCCCAUGCCAAUGGCGUGAAGCCCGACGUCAUGCACCACAUCUCCACACCGCUCGUCUCCAAGGCACUAAGUAACCGCGGCCAGCACAGCAUCUCGUACACACUGUCCCGGAGCCACUCGGUCAUCGUCGAGUACACACAUGACAGUGACACGGACAUGUUCCAGAUCGGCCGCUCCACAGAGAACAUGAUCGACUUUGUGGUAACAGACACAUCCCCCGGGGGAGGGGCUGCCGAGGGCCCCUCAGCCCAGAGCACCAUCUCCCGCUAUGCCUGCCGCAUCCUGUGUGACCGCCGGCCACCCUAUACUGCCCGCAUUUAUGCCGCUGGCUUCGAUGCCUCCAGCAACAUCUUCCUUGGAGAGCGGGCGGCCAAGUGGCGGACCCCUGACGGCCUGAUGGACGGCUUAACCACCAAUGGGGUCCUGGUGAUGCACCCAGCAGGCGGCUUCUCGGAGGACUCAGCCCCCGGUGUCUGGAGGGAGAUAUCCGUCUGUGGGAACGUGUACACUCUGAGGGACAGCCGCUCUGCACAGCAGCGAGGGAAGCUGGUGGAAAAUGAGUCCAACGUGCUGCAGGACGGCUCCCUCAUUGACCUGUGUGGGGCCACUCUGCUGUGGCGCACGCCGGCGGGGCUGCUGAGGGCCCCCACGCUGAAGCAGCUGGAGGCCCAGCGGCAGGAGGCGAAUGCAGCACGGCCCCAGUGCCCCGUGGGCCUCAGCACCCUGGCCUUCCCGAGUCCAGCCCGGGGCCGCACAGCACCCGAGAAGCAGCAGCCCUGGGUCUACGUCCGGUGUGGCCAUGUCCACGGCUACCACGGCUGGGGCUGCAGGAGAGAGCGGGGUCCCCAGGAGCGCGAGUGUCCUCUCUGUCGCCUCGUGGGGCCCUAUGUCCCCCUGUGGCUUGGCCAGGAGGCAGGCCUCUGUCUGGACCCCGGGCCACCGAGCCAUGCCUUUGCACCCUGCGGCCAUGUGUGUUCGGAGAAGACUGCCCGCUACUGGGCCCAGACGCCGCUGCCCCACGGCACCCACGCUUUCCAUGCUGCCUGCCCCUUUUGUGGGGCCUGGCUCACCGGCGAGCAUGGCUGCGUCCGCCUCAUUUUCCAGGGGCCGCUGGACUAGGCUCCCCCAGGGCCUCGGCUGCCACGCCCACCUGCCCACCUAGAUCCCCCACCUCCUGCAGCCCAGAGGGAGCUCUGCAUGUGGGACUCUACCCGCUGGCACAUAGCCACACCAGAUGGACAUGUUGGAUGGAUGGGCUAUGCUCCUCCCCUCUUAACUCUGGUCCCUGAAACCCCUACCCCAGUCAGAAUGACGGGGCCCUCAGCACCAGCUCUGUCCCGGGCUGAUGGAGGGAAGCCCAUCCCUAUGCCUGGCCCUUGCUGGGGUGUCCCGCAUCAUGCCGCCUACACUGUGUCCCUGGGGGCGUGAAGGGGCCAUGGGUUCCUGACCCCCAGCUUAGGCUGGCCGUGCCCUGAGCCUGCCGACCCAGCUCCAGAUACUCACCCCGCUGCUGCCCUGGGUUCCUCUAUAAAUCUCGCUGCUCAGCCUGCCCUCACA